AUGUCCGAAGAUUCAAAUAAGGACAAGCAGCAAGUAGAAGAAUUAACCAGUGAUGAUUGCUCUUCGGAUGAGGAUCUCUUCGACCCAAGUUUAGCAGAAGAACUUGAACAGUGUGCAUUUUUUACAGAUUCAUUUUAUGAUCACAUUUUGCCACGGACCACGCAGAUUUUAUUGGAGUACGAUUCUGGAAGAUGGGUGCCACGGCUUCGCGAACCUCGAGAUUUAUAUGGGCUGUCAUCUGCAGGACACCUGCACCUAGUACGCUGGCCCCAUCAGUAUGAAGUUGUCAGACAGAAGAUAGAACAUAUUGACUGGAUUCCCUCUGAACCAGAGCCAUUAUAUAUCCCAACAGGUCUGGAAACUGAGCCACUCUGCCCAGAUCCUGGAGAGGGUGCUGUUGUAUAUCUAGCAGAUGAAGCUAACAAGGAUUCCAGCUUUAUGUAUUCUCGAAUAGGGGGGAGCUUUCCUUCCAAGCAGGUGCUCCCUCAAUCAUGGGAAGACUGGGACAAUACUUUAAUUUUUGAAGCACGAUUUGAAAGUGGGAAUCUGCAAAAGGUGGUCAAAAUUAGUGAUUUUGAGUAUCAGCUGACCUUACGCACUGACCUCUAUACGAAUAAGCACACUCAGUGGUACUACUUCCAGGUUACCAACACACAAGCAGGAAUGCCCUAUCGUUUCACCAUUGUCAACUUCACCAAACCGACAAGUUUGUACAAUCGUGGCAUGCGCCCACUGCUGUAUUCAGAGGCAGAAGCAAAGAUCCACAAAGUGGGGUGGCAAAGGACAGGAGAUGCAAUCAAGUAUUACAAAAAUAAUCUCAGUCAGGAUGGCCGCCAGUAUUUUUCUCUCACGUGGACAUUCCAGUUCCCUCAUGAUCGAGAUACCUGCUACUUUGCCCAUUGCUAUCCUUAUACUUACAGCAACCUGCAAGACUACCUGUCAACUAUUGCCAGAGACCCAAAGAGGUCCAAGUUCUGCAAGAUCCGCAUCUUGUGCCAGUCCCUAGCAAGAAAUAUAGUCUAUGUUUUAACCAUCACCAACCCUCUGCAAGAUUUCAAGGAAGAAAAACGCAAAGCUGCAGUGAUUUUGACUGCGAGGGUGCACCCAGGUGAAACAAACAGCUCCUGGAUGAUGAAAGGAUUUCUGGAUUAUAUUCUGGGGGAUUCAAACAAUGCCCAGUUGCUCCGGAACACCUUUGUUUUCAAGGUGGUGCCCAUGUUAAAUCCUGAUGGUGUCAUUGUUGGCAAUUACCGCUGCUCUUUAGCUGGUAGGGAUUUGAAUCGCAACUACAGAUCUGAUCUCAAGGAAUCUUUCCCUUCUGUUUGGUACACCCGGACCAUGAUCAAAAGAAUAAUGGAAGAGCGCAAUGUUCUCCUGUAUUGUGACCUUCAUGGUCAUAGCAGGAAAGAGAAUGUCUUCAUGUAUGGCUGUGAAAAAAGGGAGCAGCAAGAAGAAGGGGCAAGCUUACACCACCGCAUUUUUCCUUUCAUUAUGAGCAAAAAUUGUCCAGAUAAAUUUUCAUUCCCAGAUUGCAGUUUCAAGAUACAGAAAGGGAAAGAAGGAACAGGUCGAGUAGUGAUGUGGAAGUUGGGCAUCAGCAAUAGCUAUACCUUGGAAGUUACCUUCUGUGGUUCUAAACUGGGCAACAGUUAUACCCACUUUAAUACAAAGGAUUUGGAAUCCAUAGGAUAUCGUUUCUGUGAAUCGCUGUUAGAGUUCUGUGAUGAAAACAAGAAUAAGUAUGAUGAAUGUCUGAAAGAACUGGAGGAAAUGGUGAAACAAGAGAAUUCAGCUGACCCUGUGAAUGACACAUUAGACAAAGACUCCAGUUCUGACACUUCAGACUCCAAUGAGUCUCCAGUUAAAUUAGAAAGCCAGAAUGAAGCCAAAAAACCUGAGGACUCUUCUCAAAGAAUGUCUAAGAACCAAGAACAGCUAAUUAAAAAUGCUCAGGUUUUUCAGAAAUUAAAACUGAUCGAGCUGCAAAAAAUACAAAAAACAAAGUAUGAAAUUUCCAAGUCAAGUAUAGAGCCUUUCCCCAGAACCCCCAGUGCUAAUAAGGUUUGGUGGUCUCCUUGA
Eublepharis macularius is the source of this 2079-nucleotide messenger RNA. RefSeq names its product AGBL carboxypeptidase 3 (gene AGBL3). The record is from RefSeq and is a predicted model, not a curated record. Bases 1 to 2079 code for a protein of 692 amino acids. Gene Ontology annotation, biological process: proteolysis. Gene Ontology annotation, molecular function: metallocarboxypeptidase activity; zinc ion binding. The transcript is spliced from 13 exons. NCBI's taxonomy places the organism in Eukaryota, Metazoa, Chordata, Lepidosauria, Squamata, Eublepharidae.